AUGUCUCCCUAUAGACUUGUUUAUGGGAAGGCAUGCCACUUACCCGUUGAGUUAGAACAUAGAGCCUAUUGGGCUAUCAAGCAACUUAACUUUUCCUUAGACAAAGCGGGUGAGAAAAGAAAGCUUCAAUUGAAUGAGUUAGAAGAGCUUAGGCAUGAUGCAUAUGACUAUUCGAAAAAGUAUAAGGACCGAAUGAAAUUUUACCAUGACAAAAAUAUUUUGAGAAAAGAUUUUUCUCCCGGUCAAAAAGUCCUUUUAUACAAUUCUCGUUUGCAUCUCUUUCCGGGAAAGUUACGCUCUAGGUGGGUAGGUCCAUACAUUAUUCGCACUGUUUUUCCACAUGGAGCCAUUGAAAUUGAAAAUCCUAAUAAUGGUAAUGUAUUCAAAGUUAAUGGACAAAAAUUGAAACCAUUUUUAGAAUUGAAAAAUGUGGAAGUGGAUGAAAUCCUCCUUGAGGAUCCAAUUUACCAUGAUCCUUAA
Cannabis sativa is the source of this 480-nucleotide messenger RNA. RefSeq lists its product as uncharacterized. Bases 1 to 480 code for a protein of 159 amino acids. NCBI's taxonomy places the organism in Eukaryota, Viridiplantae, Streptophyta, Magnoliopsida, Rosales, Cannabaceae. The record is from RefSeq and is a predicted model, not a curated record. The transcript has a single exon.